AAGCAAAAUAUGACGUCCACUCUUUCCUCUCCAUUUCCACAGAUUAAACGUGCUCCCCAAGCUCAUUUUCCGCCAUCCUUGUUUAUAAAUCCAUCCCCUCAUCCUUUUCUACGGCUUCAAUUCUAUCAUCUACUUCUGCAAUACAAUCAUAUUUGAUCGAAAAUCGAGACCGGGAGAGGAGGAGAAUCGGAAUUGAGGGCCACGAGUGUUUCCGCCAUCUAGAGGAGCUAAUCUCGCCUAAUCUUCUACGUUUGAAAAACUAGAGAGAGAGAGGGAGAGAGAGAGAGAGAGAGAGAGAGCAACAUGGUUGAGCAUAAUAACUCAGGAGAAGGUGAAGGAAGCAUUCAUUUGCAGAUUGACGAGCUUCUUCAUCCCCGCCUCAACGAAACAAGCAGCACCACGAUCAACACAGUGUUCGAGCCUCAGAACAGCAUUGAGAAGACAGACAGCAGCGCUACAGCUUCCGUUGGUCCUCCAACUGCACAGCCAGUCCCAGCACCAGAGAAAAAGCUGACCCUUUUCGCGCUCCGUCUAGCAGUGCUCGAAAAGACAGCAACCGGCCUAGGAACCCUCGGUUUCAUCUGGGCAACGGUGGUUCUGCUAGGCGGUUUCGCCAUUGUAUUAGACAAGACCGACUUCUGGUUCAUCACGAUCAUUUUGCUGAUAGAAGGGACAAGAAUUUUCAGCAGGAGCCAUGAGCUGGAGUGGCAGCACCAGGCCACGUGGUCCAUAACCGAUGCUGGUAUCAACAGCUUUCGUGAACUGCGAAUCAGCUCAAGUGCCGUGAUCCACAGCAUCAGAGCAUUUUUCAGGCCUGUGCAGAAACUUGCAGUCAGGAAACAAAGUCAACGCAGCAGAGACAUUACGAGGACUAAUGGAAGUUCAGAGUCGUCGCGAAACUCUGAUCUUCAGAGGAAGAUAGUCCGGACUUGGACUAGCUCGGAAGUCCCUCUCCUGCCUUACGCGCAAUGGAUUUUUCGCGCAAAGCAUAUAAGUAAGCUGCUCUACUGGCUCCAGCUCCUGUCCGCCUCAUCAUGCGUGGCUCUUUCGCUGGUGAAGCUCGUGAAGCACAACUAUGGAGAGGUCGCAAAGGGGGACACUGACAAGAGGAACAGGCAGUCUGCUCUUAUUAUAUUUUAUUCGUUAGCAUUGGCAGAAGCUCUGUUGUUUCUUAUGGAGAAAGCUUACGGUGAGAUUAUGAUAAGCUAUUGUAAAUUGUUGGAGGAGGUGAACGAGGAGUGUGAUUUGGGGCCUUCGGGGUUGGUUUCGGUUAGGAGGUUUUUUUAUGAUGCGUAUUCGAGGUGUGUUGAUGGAAGCAUUUUUGAUGGCUUGAAGAUGGAUAUGGUUACUUUUGGAAUAGACUUGUUGGGUUCGAAUUCCCCUGAUGAGAAGCUCAUUGGAGCGAGAAUUCUUCGACAGUUUUCAAUGAACCAUCGGUAUUCAGAUGAUACAUUGCAGAAGAUUGGUCUAAAUAUUGCGGUGAUUGAAAGAUUGAUUGAGAUUUUGAAUUGGACAGAUCAAGAGGAGGAGGAGAUCAGAAGGUCAGCAGCACAGAUUUUGUCAAAACUCGCUGGCAAAAAUCAGAACUCCAUUCGGGUAGCUGGAGUUCCCGGCGCAAUGGAAUCAAUCUCAUCUCUGCUCCAAACCUGCAGGAGCUCAAGUGGUGCAGCUGACGAGAUCAGUGAAAACAGGAUCAUUUCUGACCACCCAAACUACGGAUUCUUGACAUUCAACCAUUUGGGAUUACUUAUUUUGAAGAAACUUGCACGUGUUCACGACAACUGUGGGAAGAUUGGAAACACAAGAGGCCUCCUGCCCAAGAUCAUAGACUUUACGCAUGCUGACGAGAGGCUUCUAAAAGAAGUGACUGAUAUGCCACACGAUCAAAUACUGACGCUAAAACGAUCACUCCAGUUGGUGAAGAGGCUUGCAAGCACAACCGGAAACACAGGAAAGAACCUAAGGAGAAAUCUUUCGGAGAUAGUUUUCACAAUCAGCAAUAUUAGAGAUAUUUUGAGAUAUGGAGAGAAGCAUCCAAUGCUGCAACAAUUGGGAAUUGAAAUCUUAACGAGUUUGGCGCUGGAAGCAGAUGCAACUGAGAGAGUAGGUGGAACAGGUGGAGUUCUUAAGGAGUUGUUCAGCAUUUUCUUCAACAAGGGAAUGCUGGAGAAUAAUAAACAGGUGAGGACCAAAGCUGGAGAAGCGCUGGCUAUGCUGGUGUUGGAGAGCAAGAAUAAUUGUCUGCGGAUGUUAAAAUUGGGAGUACUGGAAAACCUCGUUGAAGCUCUUGAGGUUCAAUUGCUUCGUGUAAAUGCUGCUAGGAUUCUUAGGAAUCUGUGCACCUACAACGGCUCAAACUGUUUCCACCAGCUGAAGGGAAUUACAAAUGCAGCACCUACAGUGCUUCGAGCAAUCACUUCAGACGAACACAAACUGCAGGAAGCAAUGGUAGGACUAGCAGCACCGGUUCUUACAUUCUUGUCUCCCGAAGAAUCAAACCUCAUGUUUAAGAAAGCCGGAAUCACUGAGGGAGAAGUGGCAAAUGAAAUAGUCCAGAUUCUGAAGAAGUACAGGCAUCCACCGAUCAAAGUUCCAAGAAUAAGGAGGUUUUCCAUAGAGCUGGCAAUUUGUAUGAUGAGAGACAAACCGGAAAACGUCCGAGUUUUCAGGGAUUUGGGGAUGGAAAAGGAGCUGGAUUUUGUGCUAGAGACAACCGCAGAACUCGAAAGCUUCAACAUUUUCUCUGGUACCGUAGGAAUAAGCCGGCACAGCACGACGAUCCAUUCGCUGGUAGAGACUGCCUUGGGGUUGCUAGCUGAAGGGUCAAAUGAUGCAGCAUAAUGCAGCAUUCAUCAAAUUCAUUACUUAUGUUUGCCCUUAAAUUCAUCAAAUUCACUUAAACACAUAUUUGAACUCCGUUAAUUUUUUGGAGAAAGUUCUUGUACUGUAAAUUAAACCGUAAACACGAUACACAAAUUAUCACCAUUCAAAUUUCUACUUAACCGGAGGAAGUUGUUGCCUUU
This is a messenger RNA of Malus domestica (apple), 3023 nucleotides long. RefSeq lists its product as uncharacterized. Lineage: Eukaryota; Viridiplantae; Streptophyta; Magnoliopsida; Rosales; Rosaceae. The record is from RefSeq and is a predicted model, not a curated record. Gene Ontology annotation, molecular function: protein binding.